GCCCAGUUUGUGCAUUUUUCAUGCAGUUGUGUUUUUCCAUGUGGAGUUGGGGGGAAAGGUUUGUUUUUAUUGAUCAGCACUUUGAGCUGCUUUUAGUAUGAAGGACGCUUUAUAAAUAAAAUUGAUUGAUUGAUUGUUGAUGGUCACUGUGACAUGUCAGCUAGUUCGCCAUAUUGGAAGUGGCAAGGCUUCUCUUUUUUCACUUAAAAUUAUUAUUUUUUUUUUUUAAGUCAAACUCUGAACAACCUUUAUGGCUCCAAUGUAGCUCCAUACUCCCGUCGGCAAACAGUUUCAGCGGAGCUUCCGUAUCCCUUUAAGACUCCUCUGUGGGUGGAGUUAGUGACUUCUUUUCAACUUGGGCUCUUCCUUUCGGUCUUGUAUUUAACGGGCUGUCAGUUGUAGUCAUGAAGUUUUCCAGGGACUAAACAUGAGGUCUCAAGUGGACUGUCUCCUGACCACCGCCGGGCUGCCUCUGUUCCUGGUCGACAUCUGUCUGGACGUCCUGGCUGCUGUGGAGUUUUACAGGGAGGGAUCGUACCUGAGCCUCGGUGUGCUGCUGGUGCUGCUCAUUGGCUCCUCGGUGCUGGUUCAGCUCUACAGCUGGCUCUGGUACAGCUAUGAUCAUUUUGAGAUGAAGACCAGAGUGGAGGAGUCCGCGAAGCCUGGCCUCGCGGUUCUGCACUGGGUCCAGCUGGGGAUCUACGUCAGACAUGCAGCCGUCAUGGAGACGUCUGUGAAGAGCUGCUGCUCCGACUGCGACAGCCAGGAGGAAGACAAGACGGCGUUCCUGAACCAGGACCUGAGCAUGCUGCGGAUCAUCGAGACCUUCUCGGAAAGCGCGCCUCAGAUCGUCCUGAUGCUGGCCGUCCUCCUGCAGGACGGGUCGCUGGAGCCGUUCCAAGUGUUGAAGACCUUCGGCUCGCUGUCGGCCGUGGCGUACUGCGUCACCACCUACCACCGCUGCAUACGCUCCUUCCUGCCGGAGAAGGAGGAGCAGUCGGUUCUGUCCUCGCUGGUCUUCUUCGCCUGGAACCUGCUGCUCCUGGCCGCCCGCAUCGUGGCCCUCGCCCUCUUCGCCUCCGUGUUUCCCUGCUUCAUCUUCACACACUUCGUCUGCUCCUGGCUGCUCUUCUGCUACUUCGCCUGGUGGGCCGACACAAACUUCAUGGAGAGCGUGGGCGGGGAGUGGCUGUACCGGGCCACCGUGGGGCUCAUCUGGUACUUCGACUGGUUCAACGUGGUGGACGGGAAGACUAGGAACCGGGCCAUCUUGUACCACGCCUGGAUCCUGCUGGACAUCUCUGUCCUCUGUGGUCUGUGGUUCUGGAAGAUGAGCUGGGAUCCUCCUGGCUUUGAGCUGUCCCGUCUGCAGGGGGCCAUCGUUUGGGGCGCCGUGGUCGCCGGCUACGCCUUGGGUUUGGGUCUGAGGAUCGUUUACUACACCUGCUUCCAUCCAAAGUUGAACAAACAGGAUCUGAUAGGAGGCGGCGUGACGACGCAGAGCGACGAAGUGGACUCCCCGGCCAUGUUUCGUUCAGCGCCCAGAACCCCCAGCGGGCCGAGCCGCCCGCCGCUCCACAACAAGAGGAUGAAGAAACUGGCUGAGAACUUUUACUCUUCAUCCGCUGAUGGUGCUCAGGUCUGAAACCUGCAGCUUCAGGUUGAACUGGACUUUAACUAGGCCGUUUGUCCUCCAGCAUCAGCCUCAGAACCAGAACCCGACCUGCUCCUUUAAAUCCCAGGAGAAGAAAGUCCACCAGGUCCAGGACAAAUGUUCUGGUUCUGGUGCUACAUUAGGUUCUCUCACCUUGGAAUUCCUGCAGCAUUCCAGGCUCACUGCGUUGAGCCGGACCGGUUCUGACUCGUCUCUCAGUGUCGGGAGGCGGGUCGGAACCACGACCCAGCCGGGCUCAGAAAUCUAAAAGAUGGGAUAAUUUAUUCGUCUUGUUUUCUGUUGUGGAUACAUUUAAAAAAGAUCAAAUGUUUUGUCAUUUUGCUGUCAGUUUUAUUCUAGUUUGUAAAACUAGAAGAUCAGUUUAUAAACUGAAGGUUUCUAAAGAUGGACGUCCAACAGAUGAACCCGAUUGUCUCUGAUGAUGGAGGCAGAACCAGAGAUUCACCGUCGGACUUGUGAUGGUUUUUAUUUAUGGAUUUAGUUUCUUUGUGUUCAGCAGGCAGACGCUCCAUGUCUCUGGUUGAUGUUAGCAUUCACAGUUAGCAUCCUCAGUAACUGGGCAAAACCAGUUACUGAGUCACACUCAGUUUCAGGGCAAAACCAGGUCAAAGUUCACCACAUGGAGGAAGCAGAGAAGAAAUGAUUCCCAUCAUUUCAGGUGGAUUUUUAUCCCGUCAGGCCAGCAGGAACAGGAAACAUGUUCUCUGGUUUAGAACCUCUGAUCCGGUUUCCAGUGAAAUGGACCAGCAGAACCAGCAGAACCAGCAGAAGUUCCUCUUCCAGCAUCGCUGCUGCCGACGUUUCAUCCAUCCUGUUAGUCGACGUGUUUACAGGACAAACCAGCUGCAGUUUGGAUUUUUCAUGGAAAAACUUUAUAUUUUUGUGGUUUAGAAACACGCAGACUGUAAAAUAAAUUAAAAAUAAAUCAAAUAAAAUGAUGGAGCUCAGAGUUCUGAUGUCGGCCCACCGGCAGUCUGCUCCAAACUCA
Gambusia affinis (western mosquitofish) is the source of this 2663-nucleotide messenger RNA. Its product is annotated as XK-related protein 8-like. The record is from RefSeq and is a predicted model, not a curated record. Gene Ontology annotation, biological process: phosphatidylserine exposure on apoptotic cell surface; engulfment of apoptotic cell; apoptotic process involved in development. Bases 428 to 1645 code for a protein of 405 amino acids. The transcript is spliced from 3 exons. Gene Ontology annotation, cellular component: plasma membrane. NCBI's taxonomy places the organism in Eukaryota, Metazoa, Chordata, Actinopteri, Cyprinodontiformes, Poeciliidae.